AUGGAGUUGAAUUUUCGAAGACUACGACGUUUCCCCGAUGGACAACUGAGUCCAGAGCACCAGUCCAAACUUUCGAGCACCCUUCAGAUAUCCCGGGGUCUCGGCGAUGCUGAGAAAUUAUUCCGCCAGACUUUUCCGCCACAGGUAUCCGUUAUGCGUAAUUGUCAGCUGCAUGUGGUGCAACAAUACGGUACUUUCUUGGACAAAGAUGGAACAUUUCAAACCCAUAAGCCUACCGAAAGUCAUCACAUCGCAAAACGGUUACGUGGCGGCAUGCGGUCAACAAAAUCGGAUUUCAUUGCCCAUCGUCUCACAUGCGGCGUCUACUACCCAACGCUCAUCUUGGAAGAGCUCAGUUUCAAGGUUGUGCGUGUUUGUGGCAUGUACGCAAUUUCAGAUGACGCUCGCGUCGAACACGUGAUCGACUCAUAUCAUGCCAGUGACGCACGAUUACGGGAUGAACGGAACAUCCGUCACCGACUGAGCCGAUCUCUAUUCGUGGAGUUAGAUUGGAAACGUGGGAAUGACGCAAUGUCAUUAGAGGGACCUAUCCGAACAAAAGAUGGAGGAACUAUAUUGGUGGCUUCGUAA
This is a messenger RNA of Opisthorchis viverrini, 591 nucleotides long. RefSeq lists its product as hypothetical. The transcript has 4 exons. The record is from RefSeq and is a predicted model, not a curated record. Lineage: Eukaryota; Metazoa; Platyhelminthes; Trematoda; Opisthorchiida; Opisthorchiidae. Bases 1 to 591 code for a protein of 196 amino acids.